This is a messenger RNA of Lutra lutra (Eurasian river otter), 833 nucleotides long. RefSeq names its product mitochondrial ribosomal protein S12 (gene MRPS12). The transcript is spliced from 3 exons. The record is from RefSeq and is a predicted model, not a curated record. NCBI's taxonomy places the organism in Eukaryota, Metazoa, Chordata, Mammalia, Carnivora, Mustelidae. Gene Ontology annotation, cellular component: ribosome; small ribosomal subunit. Gene Ontology annotation, biological process: translation. Gene Ontology annotation, molecular function: structural constituent of ribosome. The coding region runs from base 99 to 503 and encodes 134 amino acids.
UAGGGUCGGUGAAGUUGAUAUGAAAUCCUCGGGUUCCCCAAAUCUCCCUGGCCCUGUCCUCAGUUUCUUUUCUCCUCCUGGACCCUUCAGGCGGCGGGAUGUUCUGGUCCGGCCUUCUCCGUGGCCUCAGCACGUCCCUAAAUUAUGGCCUAGCCCUGGCCACCCGGCCCAUGGCCACCCUGAACCAGAUGCACCGCCGAGGGCUUCCCAAGAGGCCGCCUCCACCUCUAGGCCCCACGGCUGGCCGGCCGCAGCUGAAGGGAGUGGUGUUGCGCACGUUCAUCCGAAAGCCCAAGAAACCCAACUCAGCCAACCGCAAGUGCUGCCGCGUGCGGCUCAGCAGCGGCCGAGAGGCCGUGUGCUUCAUCCCCGGGGAGGGCCACAGCUUGCAGGAGCACCAUGUCGUGCUGGUACAGGGCGGCCGCACCCAGGACCUGCCCGGCGUGAAGCUGACUGUUGUGCGUGGCAAGUACGACUGUGGCCACGUGCAGAAGAAGAAGUGACUGGCGGGGCCGCAGCGGGCUGGGGUUCCCCCGGAACCAGAACCUUCCUCUCUGGGUGCCUGCGGUAUCCUUGGGAAGCCCUUCCAGCUCUGGAAGUACCUGGUCCUGGGUGCAGAUCCUGCCUUUGCCUCUUCCACCGGGAACACCGCUUGCCCACAGGGCUUCUGGAUGGAGUUAGUAAACCCCCCCCCCCCCCGUCCACACACCCCCGUCAACACCCUUGCCUUCUGUUUGUAGAGCGUGGGCUCGGAGGACCUCUUCUGCUGGGACAGGGCCCUGUAUUGCCAUCUGCUGGGAAGGGGUGGCAAUAAACACACAGACCGCCUCCCA